Molecule: messenger RNA, 1287 nt
Organism: Cryptomeria japonica (Japanese cedar)
Lineage: Eukaryota; Viridiplantae; Streptophyta; Pinopsida; Cupressales; Cupressaceae
Product: BAHD acyltransferase DCR-like
Exons: 3
Coding region: 1-1287 (428 amino acids)
Source: RefSeq, a predicted model, not a curated record
AUGGCAGAGGAAGCAGCAGAAACCAUUGUGAAAGUGAGGACAAUGUGUAUGGUAAAACCGACCAUCCCACCCCCAACGCAAACAAUGUUCCUCUCCAAUCUUGAUCUUUUUUGGAUAGGCGUCGAUAAAGUUCAAAGCCUUUUCUUCUACAAACUCUCUCCUUUAAUCGAAUACCCUUCAGUAAUACAAGGUCUAAAGAAAAGCCUCUCUUCGAUUCUGGUGUAUUUCUAUCCUCUAGCUGGUCGCCUGAUAACAGGAGAAUCAGGCAGAACAGAGGUUGAUUUGACUGACGGAGGAGUGGUAUUUAAGGAGGCCUCGGCCAGUGUACAGUUUGAAGACAUGGAAAAAGACGGGUUUCGGCGUAAGCCCUUUUUCGAAAAGCUUGCCCCAGAGGUCGAUCUCUCUACAAAUGAAAACCAUAGUAAACCGCUUCUGUCGAUACAGGUCACAGCAUUUGAGGGGAGCGGGAUUUGCAUCGGAACCACCGUUCAUCACGUUGUAGCGGAUGGGAAUUCUUUCCACUAUUUCAUGAAAUCGUGGGCAGAGUGUAGCAGAGGCCAUCCCAUUGCGAAACCUCCUCAGCACGACAGAACAUCACAGCACAAAAACACAUCUGGUUUCGAGAACGAGGUAAAAACCGAAGACCCUCUUCAGAAAAGGAGCGAUCUGAUAUACUCGACGUUUUGUUUUACGGAAGAGAUAAUACAAGAGCUGAAACAACAAAGCAGAGCUUCGAGCUCUUUUGUUGCAGUGGCUGCUCAGUUUUGGAGAUGCGUAAUUAGAGCUCGUGAGAUACCGCAGGAAGAGGCCGUUUUCUUCGGAUUGUUGGCUGAUUGCAGGCGACGUGUUAAGCCCCCUCUUCUUCCAACUUAUUUUGGAAACUGUGUCUCUCCAGGUUCGGCGCAGACUAGAGCCCACACGCUCAUCAAUGCCGACAUCUCAUUUGCUGCGGAUGUUAUCCAGCAACUCAUUAGUUCCUACACCGAGGAAGCCCAUAUCAAUCAUCUGAUUGACUGGGUUGAAUCCUGUAACAGACAUCUUUUGAGAGAAGCCGGUUGGAAAUACGGAACGGGGGCCGUGAGCUCUCCAAGGUUUCCAUUGUACGACACGGACCAUGGAUGGGGGAAGCCUGCGGAUGUGCAGAGAGGAGACGAUUGUGAUAUUGGAAGCAUGGUUUUGUCACCUCCAAAAGAUGGAGGAAAAAGCAUCAUGGUCUCGACCUGCCUUCCUCAACACCAGAUGGACCUCUUACAUCGCCUUCUGUUUCCAGGUACACUGGAAAUUUAA